ACAUCGUGAACAAUCCGAGAUUUGCGCGCAUCGGCUUCACUACAGACAUGCGUAAGAGCGUAAACAGUGCGAGUUUUCUCCAAAUACCAACAAAUCUCUUAUUUGUGGAUUUAUAAGAAGAGGGAUUUUCUGCACAGUAAACCAUGAGCACCGUGUUCUGCUGUGUUUUGCUUGUGCUUUUUUCACUGGCUCUUUGCAUGGACUUUGAAGAGAGACCCAGCUCCCGGAGAAGUGAACAAACCGUGUUUCAAAGGAGUCACAAAUCACGAAAUCUGCUCACUUUGAGAGAUUUACAGCAUUCGCAUCAUGUGAGGAUGAAGAGGAGUGAAGAACCCGCACAGAAUCAGUGUAAUUCAUUGCACGGAUAUGAAUCUACAUUAAAAAACAAUACUCAUACGUAUAACUUCAAUGAUCUCAGUGGGUCAGUGUCGCUGGCAUGGGUUGGAGACGGAACGGGGGUUAUACUGGUGCUCAACACGUUCCAAGUUCCUCUUUUUAUCAUGAGAUUUGGACAGUCCAAACUAUACAAAAGUGAAGACUAUGGAAAGACUUUUCAGGACAUCACCGACCUCAUUAACAAUACCUUCAUACAGACUGAAUUCGGAAUCGCGAUUGGUCCGGAAAAUUCCGGGAAGGUAAUCCUCACAGGUGAUCUAACCGAUGGGAAAGUUACCAGAAUAUUUCGUUCAGUUGAUUUUGGGGCCAACUUUAUGACGUCUGAGCUUCCCUUCCAUCCAUUAACGCAGAUAACCUACAACCCCAGAAACAGCAACAUCCUUAUAGUCUACAGCACCAACUUUGACUUAUGGCUGUCGGAGGAUUUUGGAGCCAACUGGAGGAAGAUUCAUGCGACAGUUUGUCUUGUGAAAUGGGGAAUCGAUGACACUAUUUUCUUAACCACCAACCCCAACGGAUCCUGCAGUGACCGGGGAAUGCUAGAAUUGAAAAAGUCUUUGGAUUAUGGCAGAACGUUUCAGACUAUAGGAAGCCGGAUUUAUUCCUUCGGUCUGGGUGGACGCUUCCUUUAUGCCUCAGUCAUGACUGAGUUGGGCUCCACACGUAUGAUUCAUGUGUCAGUAGAUCAAGGAGAGACGUGGGACAUGGCUCAGCUGCCCAUUGUUGGCCAUGAACAGUUUUACUCCAUCCUGGCUGCAAAUGAUGACAUGGUCUUCAUGCACGUAGAUGAACCUGGAGAUUCAGGUAUUGGUACAAUCUUUGUGUCUGAUGACCGGGGCACAGUGUUUUCCAAAUCCCUGGAACGACAUUUGUAUACCACAACGGGCGGAGACACAGACUUCACAAACAUCACCUCUUUGAGGGGGGUUUACAUGACCAGUGUGCUUGCCAUGGAUGGCUCUGUGCAGACCGUGAUCACAUUUAAUCAGGGAGGUGAAUGGAGACCCCUGCAGAAGCCCUGGAAUGGGAUGUGUGACUCCACGGCAGAGCACCCAGAGAAGUGUAGUCUGCAUAUCCACGCCGCAUACAGUAUCUCUAUGAAGCUGAACGUCCCCAUGCAGCCUCUCACAGAGCACAAUGCUGUUGGACUCAUACUGGCCCAUGGAAGUGUGGGAGGAGCCAUUUCUGUGCUUUCGCCAGACGUGUAUGUGUCGGACGAUGGGGGUUACACAUGGUUUCAGGCGCUGAAAGGCCCCCAUCAUUUCGCCAUACUGGAUUCAGGGGGGCUGCUGGUAGCUGUUGAACACAAGCCAUUGCACCCCAUCUCACAGAUCAAAUUUUCAACUGAUGAAGGUCAGUGUUGGCAUGUGUAUAAUUUCACGGAUGACCCGAUAUACUUUACUGGCCUGGCAUCAGAACCUGGCGCCCGUUCGAUGAACAUCAGUCUGUGGGGCUACAGGGAAACGGUUCUCAAUCAGUACUGGGUUUCGGUUACUGUAGACUUCAGACAGUUGCUUUUAAGAGACUGUCAGGAAAGUGACUACAUCCAAUGGCUCGCUCACUCGAGUGACAUUAAUGACCCUGCUGACGGAUGCAUGCUGGGAUACAAAGAGAGGUUUCUACGGUUACGACAGGACUCGGUCUGCUGGAACGGGCGGGAUUACACGAUCACAAAGGAGCCCACCUUGUGUCCCUGUACCCUAGCAGACUUUCAAUGUGACUUUGGGUUUUACCAUGAGGAAAACAGCUCUGUGUGCGUGGAGCAACCCGAUCUUAUUGGUCAUUCACUGGAGUUCUGCCUGCAUGGACGCAAAGAGCAACUUCAGACAAGCGGUUACAGGAAGAUUCCUGGAGAUCGCUGUGAAGGUGGAAUAACUCCAGAGAGAAAAGAGAUUGAUCUGAGCAAGAAGUGUGUCAGUAACUUGUUCAGACCAGAACUACUGAUAGAGACUCAGCCGGUCCAUUCAGCUGUUAUAGUAGCUGUGAUCAUCACACUUCUGUUGAUCAGUGUCGUCGCUGGAGUUAUCUUCAUCAAAAAAUAUGUUUGUGGAGGAAGGUUCCUGGUGCACAGGUACUCUGUUCUACAGCGGCACGCAGAAUCUAAUGGAAUUGAAGGUGUCGACGAUCUGGACACAUUGGAGGUUGGAAAGACGCAAUACCAUGAUGAUUCAGAUGAGGAUCUACUAGAGUGACAGACAUUGAUGGACUUUUCCAAUUUUAUAAAAGUGAAACCACAAUGCCUACCCUUCCCGUGACCUGCACAUGUAUAUCUGCGUUCCAACCCUACCAGAUUAUGGCACACGUUCUGACUUUAAUGUGUCUUUCCAAGAUGUGUUUUUUUAUUUGAUUAGUUGGAACCUAACUUCCAUCUUCUAAUUCAAUCCAACAAGACUUGACCACAGUUGUUGAGGACAGGACUGACAGAAGUUUCCCAAAAGAGUUUUUUGAACUGCUGAAAUAUGUGUAUUAAAAUGUGCGUAUGUGAAAUGCGCAAAAAAUGUGACUUUAAAUUGACGGUUGCCAAGUUUAUGAGAAUUGACAGUGACGUGUUGAAGUCACAUUGCUUCCAGAGUAUUUUUUAGACAGGACAAUCCUCUGUUAUGUGAGUAUUAGUUAACAUCAGACAUAAGCUUUGAUUCAAUAAAACUGGCUGGUUAUCCUGCAUCAGGUAUUUAACUUCACCAAAGGAUCUUUCUGCUUUUCUCACUUUAAGAAAUUGGUUUAAGUCUUUGGUUAUUGAAAUCUAGUGUAAAAGAGGAUCAUCUAGCCUGUUUUAUGCUGAUGUUGGAUAGUGUUGAGCAAAUAAAAACACAAGGAAAUGCUCUUAGUAACUUUUUAACAUUUAGGACGUGUCAUUUGAAUUCCAGUGGCUCAAGAACUAAACGUCAUGUUUGACUGUCACAUGGAUGGACGAUAACCAUAAAAGUAUGUUGGAGUUAGGUUAGUUACUUGGGUUUAGUUGAAUAACACUGGGAGAUUAACAAUAACAAGUCCGAUUUUUAAGAAGCUAGAUUAGCUAAACUUUGUUUGUUUUAUAAUCGACCCUUGUUUUUUCUUUAACUGGUGACAUUCAUAGGCAUUUCUCCACUAUUGCUGUGUGCUUGAAUAUAUUAUGUAUCACACACAGUAUGCUCUUUUUUUAGUGAACUUUUUUUAUUUGGAUGUUCCCAUACUACUGUUAUCAAUAUUUUCUGUUUUGUAAAGUGUUAUAAUGUCAGGACAGAACGACAAGAGAUGGCACUCUUUUUUUUUAAAGCGUAGUUUUAUCUAAAUAUUGCACACCUUAUAAUGGGUUAGACCGUAAACGAUUACUUUAAAUAUAUGCAGUAUCCGUCCGCAAUAGUUAUAAAGACAAAAUGUUUACAAAAAUGUUAAACAUUUUUUAGGUUACCAAACACAUCCUCCAUGGGGAUGUUUCACAGUAAUAAAUGUAGCUAUUCAGCAGUCUAAUCCUAUAUGAAAAUGUAUAUAUUUUUGGGAUUGCGUUGACUGCCAGCUCAUAAAUAAGCUAAUAAGUAGUCACUAAGCUGAUUAAGUGCUGUUCUUUGCACGUAUGAUGAAAUAAUAGAUAUAUACUGUACCUCAGGGGCUGUAGAUGGCAUGGACCACACAUUUCAUUUAUGGAUAUGCAUGUAAAAUGAGAAGUCUGCAGAUGUGUUUACAGUUGGAUGAAAGUGUAAACGAUGUACAAUUAAAUGUGACUGCCAAGAACAAUAAAGUAAUAUUUUCUGAUUCAACUUA
Molecule: messenger RNA, 4137 nt
Organism: Paramisgurnus dabryanus
Lineage: Eukaryota; Metazoa; Chordata; Actinopteri; Cypriniformes; Cobitidae
Gene: sort1a
Product: sortilin 1a
Biological process (GO): vesicle organization; endocytosis; Golgi to endosome transport
Cellular component (GO): membrane; Golgi apparatus
Molecular function (GO): protein binding
Source: RefSeq, a predicted model, not a curated record